Xenopus tropicalis (tropical clawed frog) is the source of this 2957-nucleotide messenger RNA. RefSeq names its product calcyphosine like (gene capsl). Gene Ontology annotation, molecular function: calcium ion binding. The coding region runs from base 415 to 1041 and encodes 208 amino acids. The transcript is spliced from 6 exons. The record is from RefSeq and is a predicted model, not a curated record. Gene Ontology annotation, cellular component: organelle. NCBI's taxonomy places the organism in Eukaryota, Metazoa, Chordata, Amphibia, Anura, Pipidae.
UAUGUCCCAUUUAAUAAACUCCUCCUAUCAAAGCUGCCUCUCUGACACUGAAAUGAAACUACCAGCCUAAUGAUUGUUAAUAUUCACAUAAAGUCGGAAGCUGAAGCCUAAAUGCAAUUCCCCCAGCAGGCAGCUCCAUGUGUGACUCUAUUUCUCCUUCCGCCCCAAGCUGUUUCCAUAACAACCCUCCUGUGCGUGUGUAACUUCCAUCUCAAAACACAGCUGUAGGAGGGGCGCCUUCCUCUUUGAUAGACAGGUCGGGCAGCCAACUGACGUCCAAGAAUCUCUUCCUUGAUCCAAUGAGGCGCGGUAUGCUCAGGCGGAGGGGCGGGCUAGUGGUGCCUGUUGAAUGAGAGUUGCGUCCAUAGUUGCAGGUGGAACAGGUUGCUGAGAGGAGCUUUCCGGACAUUUGAGAUGCCAGGAACUGCAAGACAUGACCGGGACAUGGCCUUACAGGCCAAAAAGAACCUCUCAUCAUGCACAGAUCCCGUUGAGAAGCUGCGCCUCCAGUGUCUCUCUAGGGGAUCAGCAGGCAUAAAGGGACUAGGCAGAGUGUUUCGAAUUAUGGAUGACGACGGUAACAAGACCCUUGAUUUUAAAGAGUUUUCAAAGGGCCUGAGUGAUUACGGCGUGAUGAUGGACAAAACGGAAACGCAAGAACUUUUCUCUGUAUUUGACAAAGAUGGAAGCGGAACAAUAGAUUUUGAUGAAUUCCUCGUCACCUUACGACCGCCCAUGUCGAAUGCAAGGAAAGAUAUGAUCCUGCAGGCCUUCCGGAAGCUGGACAAAUCAGGCGAUGGCGUUGUGACUAUUGAGGAUCUAAGAGGAGUGUACAAUGCAAAGCACCACCCAAAGUACCAAAAUGGAGAGUGGACAGAAGAUCAGGUUUUUAGGAGUUUCCUUGAUAACUUUGACUCUCCGUAUGACAAGGAUGGACAGGUUACACCGGACGAAUUCAUGAACUACUAUGCAGGCGUCAGUGCUUCCAUUGAUACUGAUAUCUACUUCAUCACCAUGAUGAGAAAUGCCUGGAAGCUCUAAGUGUGACAAAAGAUGAAUUUCUGAACUAUUAUAGUGGAGUUAGCGCAUCUAUUGACAGUGACACCUACUUUAUUCUGAUGAUGAGGAACGCCUGGAAGUUGUGAUGGGUGCAUGGUUUUAAUACACGUUUUAUGGUUACUCUUCUGUUUGUGUGCAUAACGGAUUUAAUUGGAAAGAGUGAUCAACAAAAUACCCCGACAUUUUAUAGAAGCUGCUGCUGCUGACUGAAAUGGACAGUAAACACUGCACACAAUCAUUUAUACAUAAAAGUACAUGUUAUACAAUGUAUAUAUACAGUAGGCAAAUGUUUCCUGUAGUGAAGGAUAUUAUAAUAAGUGCCUUGGAGUAUCAUAAUAUCUCUAGAAGAAAACUGUAUGCCCUAGAAUCAGGGCAGUGGUUUGAAUGAAGAGAAAAAAGGUGACAAAAUUAACGCUUAUGACUCCGGGCACAAGGGGCACAAAAACACUUGAGUCUGGGGUUUGGUUGCACUCUACAUCUAGUGCUUGAUUGGCAUGUGGUGCUAGGUGCAGAGUGCAGCACUGGUACAUGCAAGGCAGCCGUGUCCUUACUGUCAGCCAUAGGGCAGGAGGGAAGUACAGGGCUGUGUUACAGCCUGCUUGUGUCUAUAUACCAGCUCUGGUCAAAAUACAUAAUCUGAAAUUGUAUUUACCAUUUCCAAUAAUUUAUUACAGUGCUCCUGUGGGGUAUAUUAAGCAACUCCCAACAAGUGUUUCAUAAUGAAUAUAACAUUUUAGAAGCACAGACCUACAGAACCUCCACCAUCUCUGCUUUUAAAGGUUAGGACAGCAAUAGAUGUCAGGCUUAAUGCAUACUGUAAUAGGUGUGAGUGCAAUAAUACUAAACAAUGUUAAUUUCAAUAUAUACAUAUAUUAAAUAGAUUAUUCAGUAAUUUUAAAGACAGGGAUCUUUGUUCUCAGAAAAACCAUAUUGCCUUUUGUUUUAUGCAUUAUGGAAGUGCCUUGAAAGAUAUCCAAAACUCUAGGCAGCUCUUGAGGGGGAAAAUUAUUGUUUAAUUGCUAAAACAGUGCCUUUUAGCUCAAUUCCUGUACAGCACCAUGGUUGGUAGAUUAAAACUCUACAUUUAAAUGGGGUCUGACAGUGACAGUUUUCAUUUUUAUUUGUUAUAGUUUUUAAAUUUGUCUUCUUCUUCUGAUACUUCAUGCUUUCAGAUGGGGGUCACUGACCCCAGUAGCCCAUAAAUGAUUGCUCUGUAAGGCUACAAUUUUACAGUUAUUGUUAUUUUUUAUUCAGUCCCUCUCCUUUUCAUAAUCCAGGCUCUUUUUCCAAAUCAUUGCCAGGUUGCUAGGGUAUGUAGGACCCUAGCAACCAGAUAGCUGCUGAAAUUUCCAACUGGAAAGCUACUAAACAAAAUGCUAAAUAAAAAAUCAAGACCAGUUGCAAAUCGUCUUAGAAUAUUACUAUCUACAUCAUACUAAAUGUUCAUCUAAAGAUAAACAACCCCUUUAACCUGACAGUUCCACUCUUUUAUGAGUUCAAAAUCACAGAAGGUGAGAUAACUAGAGAAAAUGUAACUUUUAUUAUAAGUUAAUUAACAGUUGGUUAGUAAUGUAUCGGAACACUACAGAUAUAGGAUCUCUUAUCUGCAAACUGUUAUACCGGAAACUCUAAAAUACGGGAAGUCCAUUUAGGCAAAACUUAUAUAUUUGUAAUGAUUCCUAAGCUAUUUCUGUAACGGUGUAUAUAAACCAGAUUCACACAUUACUCCAUGGCCCCUGUUAUAAUUCACAAGCAGAUCCUGCUCCAGUAACUUAUACAUUUGUGCAGAUAUUCCAGAACCAGCAGUAACUGUUUGAUCUGUAUUUUUCACAUUUAAGUGUUGAACUGUGCAUAUAAAUUAUCAUUUUUUUUAUAUUAAAAUGGUUGUUUUAUGUUGA